Scutellospora calospora is the source of this 514-nucleotide messenger RNA. NCBI's taxonomy places the organism in Eukaryota, Fungi, Glomeromycota, Glomeromycetes, Diversisporales, Gigasporaceae. The record is from the annotation of a GenBank genome assembly.
AUGAUCCAAUUACUUCCCAAUGAGUUGCAAAUUCAAGUUUUAUCUAAAGUAAUUACAAAAACAAACUUUAAGUACUUUUGUACACUUCGAACUGUUUGUAAAAAGUGGGGCAUAUUAGUUCCUUUAGUUAUGCAGGAAGUUGCUAUGUGCGAGUUUGUAAAUCCAGAUUUAUACUUUAGUUUAAAACUUGAGUCAAUAGACUGGAAAGUCGUUCUAUUUAAAAAUUCUCCAACAACCUAUGACUAUGAUGCUAAGACUUUUACUUUUCUAUUCGAUCAUGAUGAAUAUAAUCAUAUUUUUUAUAAUUAUCAAAAAAUCCCUAUAAAUGUCAAUUUUGCAGCAUCCAUGGAUAAUGGUAGGGAUGAUGAUGAUGACUUUAGUGUAAAUACAUUCAGUACAAAUUUUGGUAAAUUAACUUUCCAGGGGUUCGUAAAUGGUGAUAUCUAUAAACAUAAAUUCGAUCAUCAAAAUAGCUUGUGUUUUAAACGAGUGACUAAUGAAAAUAAAAAAAACG